CCCCUUUCUUUUUCCUUUCCAUUUCUCUCUCUUGGUUUGCUUUUCCGCCCCCCAUAGCAUCUUAGUUUUUUAUUCCACCUAAAAAGUAGAUAAUUAAAUUGACUGCAACAUAUGCGAGAGAAAGAGAGGGACAGAGAGAUCCCAUCUAGCAUAUAUCAGUUCAUGUUGUUUAGGGUUGGAACCAUAUAAUGAAGAAGCCUAGCUAAGCUACCCCAUUCCCUCUCCUUUUCUCCUAAUUCAAACACUAAUAUACUUCCUCCCACCUUACUACUUCUAACUGUUUCCAAACUGAGUCAAACUUAGGAUUCAAGAAAGCUAACAUGCUACAAAAGAUGGAUGAUGGAGAAAUUUCAAAUGCUUUCCCUCUUCAGAACCCAUCAACUGCUGCAUCUAACCAACCUCCUGUUUUGAAGAGGAAGAGAAACCUCCCUGGAAAUCCAGAUCCUGAAGCUGAGGUCAUAGCCUUAUCACCAAAGACUCUGAUGGCCACAAACAGAUUCGUGUGUGAAAUUUGUCUCAAGGGUUUCCAAAGGGACCAAAACCUUCAACUCCAUCGACGAGGGCACAACCUUCCAUGGAAGCUGAAGCAGAGAUCAAGCAAAGAAGUAAGGAAGAGGGUUUAUGUGUGUCCAGAGAAGACUUGUGUCCACCACCACCCUUCAAGGGCUCUGGGGGACUUAACUGGGAUUAAGAAGCACUUCUGCAGAAAGCACGGUGAGAAGAAGUGGAAGUGCGAGAAGUGCUCAAAGCGUUAUGCUGUGCAGUCAGAUUGGAAAGCUCACUCAAAAACAUGUGGUACCAGAGAAUACAAAUGUGACUGUGGCACUAUCUUUUCACGGAGGGAUAGUUUCAUCACUCACAGGGCUUUCUGCGAUGCCUUAGCAGAAGAAACAGCAAGGGUGAACGCAGCAACAAACAUUAGCAACUACAGCAUCAUGCAAAACCCCCUGGGUUCUAACAUGGCAACCCAUUUUUCAUCGUUUUACAAGCCAAAUUCGUGUGCCGAGGAGCCAGUCCCAGGUAAUCAAACAUCUAAGGGGCUAUCCCUUUGGAUGAGUCAAACAUCUCAGGCUCAUCAAACAAUUGCUAACAACAACUUGCAUGAGUUUCAUCAACUUGGGUCUGGUACUAGCCCAACCUCAAUUUACUGUGGUGGAAAUCCACUUGCUCCUUGCUCAAAUCCACCACCCUCUAAUUAUCAACUAAAUUGGGUGUUUGGAAAUAAAGUCUCCCCCAAUGGAAGCCAAGAGCUGAGUAGCACUGCUUCACUUCCACUAGUGAACAAUAUUGUUAAGGAUAACCCAAACCUGCAACUCAUAAGUGUUCCUUCCUUGUAUAGUUCCCAACACCAAUCCCAUCAAACAACCUCAGCAAACAUGUCAGCCACAGCUUUGUUGCAAAAAGCUGCACAAAUUGGGACAACUUCAUCGGACCCAUCAUUAUUCCUCGGGAGCAUAGGUUUGAAAUGCAACAGUCCAGGCCAAGAUGGGAACAAAUUUUGUGGCAUGUACGGUUCAAGUUCAGUACUCACAGGUCAUGAGGGAGAGAAUAAUUAUUCCGGUGAUUUGUCACAAAUGCCCCCUACAAAACGACGGCACGUACAGAAUGAAGAGAGUGUAUGGGGACAAACUAGGGAUUUUCUGGGCGUUGGUGUGCCAACCAUUUGCCACCCUUCAUCAACCAACGGAUGGACUUAAUUUGAUGUGGUAAAGUUUGUUCAAAUGUGAAGCCUUUUAGUUUCUUCUUUUCUUUACUUUCCUUUUUUUUUUCAUGAAAGGGAACAUAAUAAAUGGGGAUGAUGGAUGAUGAGGUUGAAAAAUAAGAAUAUAUGUGUUGAAAGUUUGCAAGGAGAAAAAGGCGAUGAAGGGUGAAAAGUUGGUAUAAAAACUCUUGAAGAGGUGAAAGAAGAGAGGAGAGAUCCAUGCAUAUUCUUUUGAAUCCUGAAAGCUAACCCUUUUUUAAAAUGGGUGGCUUUAAUUUUUGAUAAAGGAGAGGGAGUGUUUGUGGAGUAGUGGGGGCAAAGGAUAGAACCACUUUUGAACUCCAUUAUUGCUCAGUUUCAUCUCCAUUGUGGUUGUUGCCUGUCAAACUGGACUCAAAAGACAAUUUCCAAUCACCAAAAAGCAUCAUUCUAUAGUACAAAUAGGCUUUUAGCCUCUUCAUUAUUAUAAAAUAACCUCAUGUACCCUUUCAUUCCAUCAACAAAUCAUGCACAAAUGUACUAUACCUA
Vigna angularis (adzuki bean) is the source of this 2230-nucleotide messenger RNA. RefSeq names its product zinc finger protein MAGPIE. Gene Ontology annotation, cellular component: nucleus. The record is from RefSeq and is a predicted model, not a curated record. Gene Ontology annotation, molecular function: DNA-binding transcription factor activity. Lineage: Eukaryota; Viridiplantae; Streptophyta; Magnoliopsida; Fabales; Fabaceae.